AUGCAAUUACUUUGGAGAUUAUUAUUAUUUGAAGCACUAUCUAUCGUUAUUGCUGGUAACGAUGAGGGUGAAUUCGACGGGGAAAGCUGGGAUCUACCAGAUAAUAUUCAAAUUCAAAAUGAUACUUUCGAUCAUGUCUAUUACAAAGUGAACACAUUGCUACGGGACGGAAAAGCCGUCGAUCAAAAAUGGGUAGAUGUUGAAAAUAUGCUCAAAACCCCGGGGGCAAUCGGGAAUGUAAGCCACGCGCUGUUAACUGGGACCCAUCGAAGAGCUGUGGGAAUCCGGCUCCAAUUCGAAUUCCCAUUCUACGGCCAUAUCAUGAAAAACGUGACAAUCGCUACGGGCGGGUUUUUGUAUGUUGGAGAUCAGACGCAUAAUUGGUUGGCUGCUACUCAGUAUAUCGCGCCUUUAAUGGCAAAUUUCAAUACCCUACGAGAAGGGUCUGGGGUACUGUAUGCUGAUGAUGGACAACGAUUUGUAUGUGAAUGGCGUCAAGUACAACUUAGAGGUCAAGAAAGUGUAGGCCCAUUCACCUUCCAACUCCAUCUACAUAAAAAUGGAAACAUCACUUUCCUCUAUAAAGACGUCCCCCUGGCAGUGGCCAAUAUUUCGGAAGAUCACCACCCUGUUAAGCUCGGAAUUUCCGAUGCGUACCUCUUCCAGCAUCCCCCAGAGGGCCCUAAUAAGGAUAUAGAGCCCCCAAAAAGAGUAAUCUACGAAUACCAUCGCAUUGAAAUCCCGGAAUCCAACGUCGUUGCCCCAGCCUUAAUCCAACUUGAAGCCAGCCCUACAUGCCAUCUCUUCAAAACAUGCGCAGAAUGCUCGAACGCAACAAUACCCCAUUUUAACUGCACUUGGUGCCACGCGAAGAAGGAGAAUGGAGGGCCAUUUUGUACGGAUGAGGGAGGAGUCCAUAGAAAAAGGCAGCAAUGGGUGGACAACAAUUGUAAAGCACAGGGCCUGGCGGUCUAUUGCGCCGAGGAUGAUAAUAAGGAAGUUGUCGACCCAAAUGGUUCGGACGCCGUUUUAAAUGACGGUGUUUUUCCACCGGUUCAAACUACAACGGCUGGCGUUGAGCCGAAUCCAGAAGCGGAUAAAUUAAAUCCAAAAGGCUCUGGAGGUAUCUCUACCCUUCUUAUCGUCUGUAUCUGCAUCGUCAUCUUUGUUUCCUGGCUGGGAUAUGCCUAUUAUAACCCCCACACGUCGAGUGGGCAGCUUUUAAUAAAGUACCGCCCAUCCCGCUGGCGAGCCCCAAUGAGUCAUGUUCGUUAUUCAGCAUCGGUCCAUAUG
Messenger RNA from Mesorhabditis spiculigera, 1293 nucleotides. The record is from the annotation of a GenBank genome assembly. Lineage: Eukaryota; Metazoa; Nematoda; Chromadorea; Rhabditida; Rhabditidae.